UCACGGAAGUGCUCUCCUAUAUAAGCACGUGCAGAUCCGCCUGCACGUGCAGAUCGGCCGCAAGCUCCGGUCCAAAAGUAGCGCAAGCCCGUCGUCAUGUUUAGGCUGGUGAUUGUACUCAUCCUGGCGUGCAUCUUCGGGUCAGCGCGAUGUGGGAUUCUCACGCCCACCGUCGGCAAGCUCGUCUCCGAGAAGGUUGUCGAGUCCCACAGCAACAACGUGGUGCACGCGUCCGCGCCGCUGCUGGCCGCCUUCAGGUACCCGAGCGUCGCCUUGGUGCAGCCGGCGGCGGUGCUCUCGAAGACCUCCUCCUCCUCGGCCGAGAAGACGAUCGAGGCCUACGGCCACAGUGAGCUGCACGACGCCGGAGCGCUGGUCGCGCCGCUGGCGAAACCGCUGGAGAACGUCGAGCAGCAUGUCGUGCUACCUGCGAUCGCCGCUCGCGAGUCGCCCUACGCUGUACCGGUCUAUUAUCCUGCGGCGUAUCCACAGCUGGUCGCAGCCGAGAAGACCGUGGCCACCUACGGGCACAGCGUCCAGCACCUCGCGUAAUCGCGUCCUAGCGAUGGGCGGCCCCGAUCUUUGAUCUAAAAGUCGAACUGGGCUCGAAAGAAUCGUUUCAUAAAAAAAUCAAACAAUAAAGAAGCGCUUUCCUGAAGAUCGAUCCU
This is a messenger RNA of Harpegnathos saltator (Jerdon's jumping ant), 668 nucleotides long. RefSeq lists its product as uncharacterized. The coding region runs from base 97 to 552 and encodes 151 amino acids. The record is from RefSeq and is a predicted model, not a curated record. The transcript is spliced from 2 exons. NCBI's taxonomy places the organism in Eukaryota, Metazoa, Arthropoda, Insecta, Hymenoptera, Formicidae.